Prunus avium (sweet cherry) is the source of this 1986-nucleotide messenger RNA. NCBI's taxonomy places the organism in Eukaryota, Viridiplantae, Streptophyta, Magnoliopsida, Rosales, Rosaceae. The record is from RefSeq and is a predicted model, not a curated record.
GAUCCAGAUCGAAAUUCGUAGGGGGUGAGCGAAUUAGGCAACUAUGGACAGUAUUGUUCUUACAUGGGGUUGCAAGAAAAUGGGCAAGAGAGGAAAGAGUCAGAAGAAAGUCGAUGGAAAGCCUAAUAAGAGAAAGCUCCGUGAUGAAAAUGGUGUCAUUGAAGAUGACAUGGACGACGAAAUUGAUUCAUUUCACAAACAAAGAGAUGUUGUUCCUCUGGACAUUAAUGAAGAGGCUGAGGAUUCCGAUGAAGAUAACGAGCAACCUGUCUUUGACUUUGAGAAUAUUAAUGAUGGCGACGAUGAUGACACCCAUGAUACUGGAUUUGCAGCAAAAAUUGUUAGGCAGCAAAAGUUUUUAACGGCAAAGUUUGGUGGAGUUGAGGAUGAAAUGCAUGAUGAUGAUGAAGAGGAUGAGGAAGAUCAAAACCCUGUAUGGGGAGGAAGGAAGCAGCAAUAUUAUGAUGCUGAUAAUCGUGAUUUUGAGCAACAAUCAAGUGGCGAUGAGUCUGCGAAAGAGGAAGAGGCAGAAGUGCUGAGGCUGCAAAGAGAAAGGGCAAAAUCAGCAAUGUGGGAAGACUUUGGCCUUGAGGAUAUUUGUCAAAAUGAGAGUGAUGCCGAAUUAACUUUUGAGGAAAUUUCACGUAAGGGAAAAAGUACAAAGAAGUCUCCAAUGGGAAUUGAAGUUUCAGAUGACAUGGGUACAGCUUAUGAGGAGGUGAAGAAAGACUUGAAUUCUUUGUCAAAGGAGGAGAAAAUGGAUGUUUUAUAUAGUUCCGCUCCAGAAUUAAUUGGGUUGUUGUCAGAGCUGAAUGAUGCACUUGAAGAGCUUCAAAGCAGAGUUAAUCCACUUUUAAGCAAGGUUAAAAAUGGGGAGGUCAUGUUGGAAGGAGGGAUGCGCUAUUUAGAGGUAAAGCAGCUUCUUCUGCUGGCCUAUUGUCAAGCCAUAACGUUCUACCUUCUUCUCAAGUCUGAAGGCCAACAAGUUCGUGAUCAUCCUGUUCUUGCUCGCCUAAUAGAGAUCAAGAGUUUGUUGGAUAAGAUGAAGCAACUUGAUGGGAAUCUACCAUCUGACUUUGAGGAAAUUCUCAACAAAUAUAAUGGGAUAGAAGCAGUAGUGCUUUUGUUGCAGAUUCAGGGUAACCUGGCAUGGUUCCUAUUUUUCCUUAUCUUUUUGUUUAACCAAGAAGAAUACAUAAUCUUGAUGUUGGUUUAUGUUGACAAAUGUCAAGUUAUGAUUAUGAAAAAAAAUAAUAAUAAUAAUAACUUUUUGAUGCUAUUUUUUUUUUAUCUUUAUGAGAAGGUUGUCUCAGGUGAUGAUGAUUUACCUCAGAGAGAUGAUAUUGGGGAGAGGCGGAGAAAGCAUGAGCUCCGAGUACUGGCAGGAGCUGGAAUCAAGUCUGAUGGUGAUGCUGGAGAUGAAAAUGGCGCUAUUUCGGAUGAUGGAGAUGUUGAGAUGGAUGAUAGUGGAACUGGAGAUUCAGAAGAUGAAUUUUACGAACAAGUGAAAGAAAAACGAGCUGCAAAACUUGCUGCCAAAGCUCAGAUUUAUUCAAGGUCCUCUACAGUUCCAUCUUUGGUCGAAACUGAAUCUGUCGAUGGGAAACGCCACAUUACUUAUCAGAUGGAGAAGAACAGAGGACUUACUCGUGCUCGCAAGAAGCUGAUCAAGAAUCCAAGAAAGAAGUACAAGUUGAAGCACCAGAAAGCACAAGAGCGUAGAAAAGGACAGGUAAGAGAAGUCAAGAAGCCUAUUGGUCCCUACGGCGGGGAGACCUCUGGAAUCAAUGCAGGAAUCAGCAGGAGCAUCAGAUUCAAGAACUAAUUUGUUGUUACCCGUUAUUGCUUCAUUUUUGACCCUCCCAAUACGUCUUCUUGUUGGAUCAUUAGGAGUGUUUUACGAACUUAUUGUGUCACAAUUUUGAUAGUCAUAUAAUUUUAAAAUGUAGUGGAAGAAAUUUUUAUUCAAGAUUUGAACUCUUUGGA